Ilex paraguariensis (yerba mate) is the source of this 1481-nucleotide messenger RNA. The record is from the annotation of a GenBank genome assembly. NCBI's taxonomy places the organism in Eukaryota, Viridiplantae, Streptophyta, Magnoliopsida, Aquifoliales, Aquifoliaceae.
UUAUCUUUCCAGUCACCUCCUCUUUCUUUCUCUCUCUUUCUUUCUCUGCAACUCCCUUAGUGAUGUGAUUCUCCACCAUAAACCGAUCAACCUUUACAAAAGAGAGAGAAAGAGGAAGCACCAUGGUUUUCUCAUCCGUUCCGGCCUAUCUAGAUCCUCCCAACUGGCAACAUCAACCAAAUCAGCAACCAGGAGGCGGAAGUGAGAACCCCCAGUUUCCACCACCUGUGCUGCCACCUCCGACGGCCGGAGGAGGCGACACAGGAACAAUCAGGCCUGGUUCGAUGGCGGAGAGAGCCAGGCUAGCCAAGUUGCCACAGCCAGAGGCGGCGCUGAAAUGCCCACGAUGCGAAUCAACCAAUACAAAGUUCUGCUAUUUUAACAAUUACAGCCUCUCGCAGCCCCGCCACUUUUGCAAGACCUGCCGGAGAUACUGGACUAGAGGCGGCGCUUUGAGAAGUGUGCCCGUUGGCGGUGGUUGCCGGAGGAACAAGAGAAGCAAAGGCAGGAGAUCGAAGUCUCCAGGCACCGGCGAGGGCCAAGGGGGUUCUAGCUCAACUAGUGCUGUUUCAUCUGAUAACUGCACCACCGAGAUAAUAGGUCAUUUGCCACCAGCACCUUCACAAUUACCCUUAUUGCCCUCUUUACAUCAUCUUACUGACUUCGGCGGUGGCGGUAUUGGCCUGAAUUUUGGGGCAAUCCGGCAUCCGAUGGCAGUGACAGGUGGUGGAAGUGGUGGAGAUAUGGAAUUUCAAGUGGGUAAUAGUUUAACUGGUGCUGGAUCUAUUAUGUCUGGUCAACAAUGGAGACUGCAACAAUUUCCUUUCAUGGGUGGCUUGGAACCACCCAAUGGGAUAUACCAAUUUGAGGGUGAAGUUGCUGAGCCAUCAAAUUACGUGGGUGGAGCCACUGGUCUGGAGCUUGGGACUAAGCCAUUGGAGUCUGGAGUUACUCAGCAGGCUACAGUGAAACUGGAAGAAAAUCAAGGCUUGAAUUUAUCAAGGAAUUUUCUGGGUAUUUCAGGGAAUGAUCAGUAUUGGGGUGGCAAUUCAUGGACUGACCUUUCUGCUUUCACUUCUUCUUCGACCAGCCAGUUCUUGUGAACUUGUUUCUUUCACCUUCUCAAUACACUAGCUUUUCUUAAAGUCUUCCAUCAAGAGAACUCAACUUGGAAAGAUUGAACUUCCAAUGAUCCUCCUUUACUUGCAAGUUUAAUUUGAACCCCAAGGUUUUAAGAUGGUGAACUGGGAUUAAGCAUAGAUCAAUGAGCUUGUUUCUUCAAGGGCCGAUGGAAAAACCAAGUAAUGGUAGGCUAGCUUCUGGUUUUAAUCAAUUUGCUUUGAUUUUUUGUUUCUUUUAUGGGUACGUUUUCAGAAGUAGGUCUAUGCAUUCAUGUAUUUCAAAUUUUCAAUGCCAGACAUGCAGGCUGAAUCAAAUAUGCUGUACUAAGUUAGUAGAGUUGAAUAUUGGUUUUAUGGAAG